Anoplophora glabripennis (Asian longhorned beetle) is the source of this 1311-nucleotide messenger RNA. Its product is annotated as intracellular protein transport protein USO1. Gene Ontology annotation, cellular component: intracellular membrane-bounded organelle. The transcript has 8 exons. Gene Ontology annotation, biological process: endocytosis. NCBI's taxonomy places the organism in Eukaryota, Metazoa, Arthropoda, Insecta, Coleoptera, Cerambycidae. Bases 151 to 1311 code for a protein of 386 amino acids. The record is from RefSeq and is a predicted model, not a curated record. Gene Ontology annotation, molecular function: GTPase activator activity; growth factor activity.
UUUUGUAGGUUAUUAAAUUUAUCAGUUUUGUGGUUUUAAGUUAAGCUAUGCUUAAAAUAAUUUUUUGACUGUAUCGUAAUGACUAAUUGUUAAUUUUUGUAUCCCUAGAGCAUGGUUGAUUAAACGAUAAAUGUUUUAGAACGAAACCAAAUGGAUCAUUCAGAGGAAUUAGGAAAUAUACUAGAGACAAAAAAUGUUGUAGAUUUACAAAAUCGAAUUCAAGAAUUGGAAAUGGAUAAGAAAAGAAUACAGGACGAAUUUAAUAUACAAAGAGCUAAAUUAAAAGAUUUAUUUUUACAAAAAGAAGCUGAAUUACAAAGAAAAAAUGAAGAGAACCUUCAACUAAGUGAAGAGGUUAUAAAAUUAAAGAAUCAGUUAGAUGAUUGUAAAAGUCAGUUGGUUGUGGAUAGUAUGACUUUAGAGUCAAACUUUGAAGUUGAAAAACGUAAAGCAGAAGAAGAAAUAGCUACCUUACAGAGAUUAGUGCAUGAGACUGUGGAAGAGUCCAGUUCAACCAGAUCUUUGUAUGAUACAGAACUAUCAAAAUUGGAAUCUUAUAUCCAACAACUUCAACGAGAAAUAACUGAUUUAAAACAAGAAAAAAAUCAGUCACCACAUCACACUACACAGGAACAUAGUAGUUUAGCCCCAAGUCAAGUGUUCAAUGUGUUAUCAAAAGGAUUAAAGAAAUUAGGAGCUGAUUCCUUUUCUUCUCAAGAAAGCGUCGAUGAUGGUAUUAAAAAGACCCAUGAAGAUGCAGAAGUAUUGCGUUCUCUUGUUGAACCCCUUGCAGAUCAAAUAAAAGCUUUGAAGGAAAAAUUAAGGGCCACGGAUGAGCAGCUUCAGAAAUGUAAAGAAUGUGGUCAUCAUCAAGAAGAGAUGAAUAAAGGUGUGGAUCAGUCUUCUCAACAUGUGAAUAUGAAUGCAACAACUGCUACAAACACGUCAUUUGAUUCAUCCAAAUUAUCUAUAUGUGAUAUGUGUAGCAAUUACGAGGCGCAACUUGUAAAGGAACAAAAAAGAACGAGUGAGUUGGGGGCAAAAGUACAUGCUGCUGAGAAGGCAGCAGACAGGCAUAAAGAAGAACUUCUGAAAGAAAUUGGUUUUAGAAAGGAAAUGGAAGAAAAGUGGAAUGAAAAGAAAGAAGAGCAUAAACAACAGGUUGCUGAAUUAACUAGGGCAACGGAGUGCACCGAGCAGGAUUUAAAAGAGCUAAGGCAAUACUUCAAUCAAAGUUGUUCAGAGAUGAAGAUGAACUUAGGUAGAUUAACACAUGAGCGAGAAUUGAUUCAUCAAGAGCUUGAGAAGUAA